AUGGAUCAAAUUUUUAAGGAAUUAAAAAUAAUUGAAAAAGUUAUGAUUACACAUAAUGUUGUAAAAAUAGUACUUAAAUACGAAAACAAAUUACCAGAGAUGAUUGUUUCUUCAUUUGUUUUUAUUUAUGAUGAUAAUGCUAAUUAUAGGCCAUAUACACCACUAAAGAUACUUUCUGAUACAACUAUGGAAUUUGCAAUAAAAGUAUAUCAAAAUGGGCUUCUUUCAAGAUACAUAAAUAGUAGGCCACUGGGAUCAUUUUUGAAAGUAAAAUUUUUUAUAAAAAAACUUUCAUAUGAACACAAUAAAUACAAUCAUAUUCUUAUGAUAUCAGGUGGAACGGGUAUUACACCAUGUAUACAAGUGUUAAAUAGUGCAUUAGUUAAUGAAAAUAAAACUAAAUUUACUCUUUUAAACUUUAAUAAAACAGAAAAUGAUGUAUUUUGUAAAGAGUAUUUCAAUGAAUAUGAAAAGUCUGGUAAAUUUAACUUAAUAAAUGUCUACACACAAGACAAUUCAAUUCCAUAUAAAGGACACUUUACUAAAGAGAUGUUUGAAAAGAUUAAUAAGGAGUUUGGUGAAUUUGAUUUUGUGUAUGUAUGUGGUCCACAAAAAAUGAUGAAAGAAGUUUCUGGUAAUAAAAACCCAGAUAAAUCACAGGGUUCUAUUUUAGGAGUUUUAUCAGAAAUUGGAUUUUCAAACAAAAACGUCUAUAAGUUUUAA
This is a messenger RNA of Hepatospora eriocheir, 723 nucleotides long. NCBI's taxonomy places the organism in Eukaryota, Fungi, Microsporidia, Hepatosporidae. The record is from the annotation of a GenBank genome assembly.